Ctenocephalides felis (cat flea) is the source of this 1147-nucleotide messenger RNA. RefSeq lists its product as uncharacterized. Lineage: Eukaryota; Metazoa; Arthropoda; Insecta; Siphonaptera; Pulicidae. The record is from RefSeq and is a predicted model, not a curated record.
CGAAAGAAGUGCGUAGCUACCCAGUCUAUGGCAUGGGAGGCCAAGGAACCCCCGUAGAUUCUGAAUACAACCAACACCUGCGGGCUGCCUUGACCCACCAGCAGUACCCUCUUCCAAGGGACCCCUAUCAGUUAAGCUCGGAACUUAGUCAUACACCCCCCUCAGAAAACGCUUCUGAUGGCGGCGCCGCUGAUGGGUCUUCUAGGGGAUCCACAUUAACUGUUAAUGGAGAAAGAGAAUUUUCCGAAAAAGUGAAAGCUCUAUUAGAAGAAAGCCAACAAAUUGUGGAGCAACUAAAAUAUCCUUUCGAAAUGUUGCCAUUUGUUUACGCGAUAUUGGGAUUGUCUGGUGGAAUAUCAGAAGCCAUUAAGAAUAUUCACAACGGCCAAUUAGUCGUCAGUGAAUAUUCUCGUAUGAACAAUUUGAACAUGUACGACGGCGGUGAACUGAGAAAUUCAACGCGACAAUAUGGAUGAUGAUAAAUAACCAAAAUCCAUUUUUCGAAAAAAAUUAAAUUAAAUCGUGUUUAAAUCGAGUCCACCGAGCUAUUUGCUAAAAUUAAUAAAUAAGAGUGUAUUUUUCUUCUCCAUUCUAUUAAUGUAUAAUUGUUGUUAGAUUUUAGAUUCUUGGUAUUAUUCGAUAACCUUAAUAAUAAUUCUUAGUGUUAAAUUAGUUUUAAUGAUAACCUACAAUCAACACACCAAAGACAUCAACAUCAUUGAGGAUCAGCAAUCAACAUUUUGCAGAGCAGAUCACUGGAGCACGGAUUCUUCAAUCAACAUUUAAAAUGAAUUUGUGUUUGAUAAUAUUUUUAUCUUUAUAAAUAAUUAAAUGAAAUAAUAAUUAAUUUGCUGGAAGAUUAGUUCUGCGGAUCUGAGGCUGCAAGCAGGCAAGUGUGCCGUAGGUUUGUGUGAACCAAUUGUGUCAUGGCAUAGGUAUCAAUUGUACCAGAAAAUCCAUUCGCUAACCCAAAUGAGCGCAUUUUCGGCAGUUUCAUCAACACAAUACCAGUCUUUGCCGAUACUUCGAAGUUGCUCACCAACUCUGGAUCUCAGCAGGUACACUUGCGAGGAAUUGUCGAGGAUGGGUGUGCCACGUCAUAUGUACGGUUCUUAGGAUUAAGGUAAGAGAACAUAUGAGAAUUUAC